This is a messenger RNA of Cornus florida, 2069 nucleotides long. Its product is annotated as chromo domain protein LHP1. The transcript has 6 exons. Gene Ontology annotation, cellular component: nucleus. The record is from RefSeq and is a predicted model, not a curated record. Lineage: Eukaryota; Viridiplantae; Streptophyta; Magnoliopsida; Cornales; Cornaceae. Bases 296 to 1792 code for a protein of 498 amino acids. Gene Ontology annotation, biological process: heterochromatin formation.
CUCUAACAUUGCACCAUUAAAAAAUAAAUAAAAAUAAUAAAAUAAAAAUACUAGAUAGUUCAGACGCAGGGAGAAUUUGAGGUUACAAAUGGAAUAAGUUUGGUGUGGAGCAGUUGAGGGCAAAUAAAGAAGAGUGAUUAAUUAAAAAAAUAGUAGUAUCUGACAUCUGCCUUUAGUCAUUACACACUGGUCACUGUGUAUCUUAUGAACCCAGAGUUUGCAACUUUGCAAGAGAAGAGAAAGAGAGACAGACAGACCUUCAAAUUUCAAAUCCAAGGUUAGAUUGAGAGAGAGAAUGCAGAGCGAAGAAGAAGAAAGCGGUGAUGGAGAGGCCGUACAACCUCUAUUACCACCGCCGACUUCAAACGCUGACGGCGAUGAAAUCAACAAUAUGCCGCCGGCGGAGGCGGCGAUGGAGGACCAUGCUGAGCCGCAGCAGCAAGAGGAAGCCGAGGGAGAGGGAGAGGGAGAAGACAGCAGCGAAAGCGGAGAGGAGGUGGAGGACGAUAAUGCUGAGCCGCCGCCACCGCAGCAGCAGGAAGAUGAGGGAGAGGGAGAAGAUGGCGGAGAGGAAGCGGCGGGGGAUAAUGCUGAAACGCCGCCGCCGCAGCAUCAGGAGGAAACGGAGGGAGAGGAAGAAGACGGCGGCGAAGACGGAGAAGGGGAGGAGGCGGAGGAAGAGGAGGGCACUUGUUAUGACCAUUUUGGGCAUCUUCAGAUCCAAGAUGAAAACGAAGCGGCUGAGGUUGAAACCGAGCGUCCCAACCUUGCUGAAGGCUUUUAUGUUCUUGAAGCUGUACGAAAGAAAAGGGUUCGCAAGGGUGAAGUUCAAUAUCUCAUCAAAUGGCGAGGCUGGCCGGAGACAGCUAACACUUGGGAACCCUUGGAGAAUCUUCAGUCCUGUGCUGAUGUUAUUGAUGUAUUUGAAGAAAGCUUGAGGUCUGGGAAGCAUGGUUCUUCACGAAGACGUAGGCGCAAGUCUGUCGGGGGAUAUCAUUCUCAACCUAAGAAGAAGUCGAAGCAGUGUUCCCCUGCUGCUGCUACUUAUAAUGUACCUGCUGUAAAGGUCAGGAUUAUGGAUGAACUGGCCUCUACUCCUCUUAGUGAUGAUGAGAGAGGAAAUAGUGUAGGGCAUGUCAACAAUGUGGAACUAGCAAAGCAAGCUAGUGAGAUUGUUCCCGUGAUGGUUUCCCUGCAAAUUGAGGAAAGGAAAGAGCAUAAUGUGUUGAAUUUGAAGCUUAGUGAUCUUGAAAGUACAAUGCCUACUAAUGAGGGCAAUGAGGAAAAGUUUUCUAUUUAUGUCCAAGAAACGUGUGCUUUAGAACAAAGAGAUCUUGUGAAUGGGUUUUUGAAGGUUGAUAGUGUGGAACCACCGCAAUCUGGUCAGUGCACGGGAGCUAAAAGGAGGAAAAGUGGUUCUGUUAAGAGGUUUAAGCAAGAGCCAGCCACAUGUACAUCAAAUGACGCACAAAAUGCAGUAGGAAGAUCCAGUGAUGGCCCUUGUGGCAGAGUUACACGGCGAAGGAGUCAAAAUCCUAAUUUCACAGAAAAUGAUUUGGGUUUCAAGAAAAAGAUUGAUAAUUCCAUAAAUAUGUCUACCGUAACUGAGAUCAUCAAGCCAAUAAAAUAUUCAACUUCUGCAUCAAAUGAUGCUCAGGAUGUUUCCAUGACCUUUAUAGCCAUGAGGUCUGAUGGAACAGAAGUGACGGUGGAUAACAAAUUUCUCAAGGCUACUAAUCCACUUCUGUUGAUCGACUACUACGAACAGCACCUUCACUGUAGUACUGAGUAAUUGGUAGAUAAUUAGUUGAUGGAGAGUGUUGAUACACCUGCAUCAGGCGCAAUCUUCGCCUCUCCUUAUUGUGGUUAAUUUUGUAGCUGGAGGCUGGUGCUGGUUAACUCCAAGGCAGUCUAUUAGGUUGGGUGGUAAAUAGUGCAAAACUGACUUGUAGAACAACAGUCAAAUGUUUAUUUUUGGUUGUAUACUAUUUAACCUACCCAUUUUGUAUGAAAAUUAUUCGGAAAUAUAACAUGGACACGACGAGAGAAGUCGUGUUCAUAUUCUUGUA